Crotalus tigris (Tiger rattlesnake) is the source of this 2983-nucleotide messenger RNA. RefSeq names its product stromal interaction molecule 1 (gene STIM1). Gene Ontology annotation, biological process: activation of store-operated calcium channel activity; store-operated calcium entry; intracellular calcium ion homeostasis. Gene Ontology annotation, molecular function: calcium ion binding; calcium channel regulator activity; protein binding. Lineage: Eukaryota; Metazoa; Chordata; Lepidosauria; Squamata; Viperidae. The coding region runs from base 157 to 2490 and encodes 777 amino acids. The transcript has 12 exons. Gene Ontology annotation, cellular component: plasma membrane; endoplasmic reticulum. The record is from RefSeq and is a predicted model, not a curated record.
GAGGAGGGGACGGACCACGCGGGCGGGGGAGGGCGCGCCGCUUCCGGGAGGGGCGCACCUGUCCGGAGCCGCACCGGACGCGUCUCCACCUGCCGUCCCAGGCCGGGCCGGGCCGGGCCGCGCCUGCCGAUGCGGGAGCGGAGGUGACCCGGCGACAUGGCGCUGUGGGGCCGUAUCGCGCUGGGGCUGCUCUGCGGCCUCCUCCUGCCGCCGCCCGGCCGCCCAGACGGGACCCCCGGCUCGCACCCGGACGAGGCCACGCUGGAAGAGUUCUGCCGCAUCGACCUUCCGCUGUGCCACAAUGAGGACGAGCAGCUCAGCUUCGAAGCCGUCCGCAACAUCCACAAGCAGAUGGACGACGACGCAAACGGCAACGUGGACGUGGAGGAGAGCGAUGAGUUCUUGCGGGAAGACCUGAAUUACCACGACCCCACCGUCAAGCACAGCACCUUCCACGGGGAGGACAAGCUCAUCAGCGUGGAAGAUCUUUGGAAGGCCUGGAAGGCAUCGGAAGUCUACAACUGGACGGUCGAGGAGGUGGUGCAGUGGCUGAUCACCUACGUGGAGCUCCCCCAGUACGAAGAGACCUUCCGGAAGCUUCAGCUCACCGGCCACGCCAUGCCCAGGCUGGCCAUCACCAACGCCACCAUGACCGGGACGCUCCUGAAGAUGACCGACAGGAGCCACCGGCAGAAGCUGCAGCUGAAAGCCCUGGACACCGUGCUCUUCGGCCCGCCUCUCCUGACCCGUCACAACCACUUGAAAGACUUCAUGCUGGUGGUCUCCAUCGUGAUCGGAGUAGGAGGCUGCUGGUUUGCUUACAUCCAGAACCGCUACUCCAAGGAGCACAUGAAGAAGAUGAUGAAGGACCUGGAAGGUCUGCACAGGGCCGAGCAGAGUCUCCACGACCUCCAGGAAAGGCUGCAGAAGGCGCAGGAGGAGCACCGCACGGUGGAGGUGGAGAAGGUCUCCCUGGAGAAGAGGCUGCAGGACGAGAUCAGCAUCGCCAAGCAAGAGGCGCAUCGGCUGCGGGAGCUGCGCGAAGGGACGGAGAACGAGCUCAGCCGGCAGAAAUACGCCGAGCAGGAGCUGGAGCAGGUCCGCAUGGCCCUCCGGAACGCCGAGAAGGAGCUGGAGUCGCACAGCAGCUGGGCGGCCCCCGGGGCCCUCCAGAAGUGGCUGCAGCUGACCCACGAGGUGGAGGUGCAGUACUACAACGUCAAGAAGCAGAACGCGGAGAGGCAGCUGCUCCUGGCCAAAGAGGGGGCUGAGAAGAUCAAAAAGAAGCGCAACACACUCUUUGGCACCUUCCACGUGGCCCACAGCUCCUCCCUGGACGACGUGGAUCACAAGAUCUUGACGGCCAAGCAGGCGCUGAGCGAGGUGACGGCCGCCUUGAGGGAGCGGCUGCACCGCUGGCAGCAGAUUGAGCUGCUCUGCGGCUUCCAGAUCGUCAACAACCCCGGCAUUCCCACGCUGCUGACAGCCCUCAACAUCGACCCCAGCUGGAUGGGGGGCCCACCCAGGGCCAACACCUCCCACUUCAUCAUGACUGACGACGUGGAUGACCUGGACGAAGAGAUGGUCUCCCCCAUGUCCAUGCAGUCUCCCGCCUUGCCAAGCAGCGUCGUUCGCCAGCGCCUGGUGGACCCCCAGCAUUCCUUGGGAUCGCAGAGGUUGGUAGAGGGUCACCCGCAGGCCCCCAGCCAGGGGGAACCGGGACCGCUGGUGCAUUACCUGCCUGGCAGGGUCACUCUGCGCCGAAUGCCCAGCCUCUCCAGCGGCAGCAGCGUCGACGUCCCGGGAGCUCCUCCUCCGUACUCCUCCUCUUCCUCCUCCUCCUCAGCCGGCCACGGAGCGCCCCCCGCUCCCACCUGCCACGGGCUGCCCAUCCUGUACCACCACACCACCUCCUCCUACAUCCUGCAGAUGGACACCCUGCCCGACCUGCCCCCUCCCGACGUCACCUCGGGCACGCACGGCCAGGCGGAGAGCUUGGGGGACCUGGUCCACUCGGAUUCGGACUCCUCCAUCCCGUACCUGAGUGACCAUCCGCGGGCGGCCAUUUCCAUGCCCAAGUUGCGGCCUGGCCUGCUGAACAAGCCAGCUGAGGAACAGCAGCACCAAACGGAGCCCGGCGAGUCGGAGAGCCCGCUGACGAUGAAGAAGGUGCCGGUGCUGAACCACCACGGGGGGCUGGAGAAGGCGGCCAGCCUGGGGGAGCUGGGCCCGGUGGGAGCCCGUUCGAGGGACUCCUCUCGGUCACACAGCCCCACCUCCACCGAGCCCGACACCCCCUCGCCGCCCGCCAACGGCCGCACCGCGCUCUCCCUCCUGUCCGGCAAGGCGAACAGCCGCAUCCCACACCUGGCGGCCAAGAAGACGGGCACGGCAGGCGAGGAGGACAGUGGCUCCACCGGCGAGGAGACCGACUCAGGCCCCGGGAAGAAGAAGUUCCCGCUGAAGAUUUUCAAGAAGCCCCGGAAGUAGCUGGCGGACGGGGAAGGACCGGGCAAGGCGCCCUGUGCUGUCCUCCACCGGAGCAGAUUCGCCCCCUGCUGACACAGAGACGCUCUUGGCUGGGGGGGCCUCCUGGGGCCAGAGUGCCCUGCUUGACUGCGCAUGGCUUGCACCCGCUGCCCCCCUUCUGCUCGCCGCUCUCCUCCGGGCGGCUGGAGCAGGGUAACCUCGACAGGCGCCCCUGGACCGCAGCCGCCCCUCUGGAGCAGAACCAAAGCUUUGCGGCUCUCGUGGCUGGUCGGUGCAGCCGGGUAGAGGAUGGCGGCGCAUCGGGCUCCUGGCUGCCUCGUGGACCAGCCAGAGUGGCCGUGCGGAAGCCCCUCUCGCUGGGUCUCAGGGCAAGGAGGAAGGCGGCCGUCUGGCCAGCAAGGCGGCUGCAGGGGGGGGCAGCUCUUUGGGCCAGCCAGCUGCUUUUUGUAAAACUGUUUUGAAUCUAAUAAAGCAUGUAGACUAUUUUAAUAAG